Scatophagus argus is the source of this 3729-nucleotide messenger RNA. Its product is annotated as complement factor H-like. The transcript is spliced from 22 exons. Gene Ontology annotation, cellular component: membrane. The record is from RefSeq and is a predicted model, not a curated record. Lineage: Eukaryota; Metazoa; Chordata; Actinopteri; Scatophagidae. Gene Ontology annotation, molecular function: G protein-coupled receptor activity. Bases 146 to 3655 code for a protein of 1169 amino acids.
UUGUAGUUGGAGGUUGGAACAGGCUUGCGUAAAUCAUUGAGCAAUCUCUUUUUUGCCUGUAAAAUCCACAGCUCUCUCAGUGUAUAAUAGUGUUUCAGUCUCCAGUUUCUACUUCUGCUUGGGGAUUCAAGGUAAUGAAGAUAAAAUGCAUGUGAUAACCCAAAGCUGUGUCCUAUUUUUAUGGAUGACCUUUGUGAAAAGUCAAGACUGUACCCGUGAAAAGUUUAUAAAUAGUGGGCUGUUUGAUUCAAACUUUGACAUAAGUAAUCUGGAGGCCAGCUACGCUGGCGGAAAGCAAGUGAGAGUGGGCUGCAAUAUUGGCUACACUGGCUUUUUCAAACUGAUCUGUGUCGAAGGAAAAUGGCAAUCUAGAGGCACUAAAUGUGAACCAAGAUCAUGUGGUCAUCCCGGUGAUGCCCAGUUUGCAGAUUUUUACCUAGACAAAGGAGAUGAUUUUGUCUUUGGGUCGAAAGUGGUAUACACCUGCCACAAAGGUUAUCAAAUGGUCAGUCGCACAAACUUCCGGCGUUGCAUGGCUGAAGGCUGGGAUGGCGUUGUUCCUGUCUGUGAGGCCCAACAGUGCCCAGUGAUUCAUGUGGACAAUAAUGUCCAAGUGAUUGGGGACACAGAGGAAGCUAUCUUUGGCAAUGUAAUUCGAUUUAGCUGCAAAUUCAGCAAUGAAAUCCUGUUUGGGUCAUCAGAGAUCUACUGCGACGACAAUGGACAAUGGAAUGAGGCAGUUCCAAAAUGCAAAGCAAUAAAAUGUUCAGUACCAGAUAUUGAAAAUGGUCGUGUUAUUGGAGAGAUGCGUGACUACAACGAACAUGAAGUCCUGCAUUAUGAGUGCAAUAAGAAGUAUACACGUGCUGAAGAGAGACCUUCAAAAUGCACAAAAUUUGGACUAAGAGCAGAGUGGAGCCCCACACCACUGUGUGAACCCACAAAAUGUAAACUGCCAACGGCACUUGAAGGAACCACGUAUCAAACAUCUUACAGAAACGUGUUUUCACCUGGUGACACACUGACAGUCAUGUGUGGAGAGAAGUACUGGAUUAAUCACCCUACAGAGACCUCAGCGGUAACUACAUGCAAUGAUGAUGGAACAUGGAGUAUCAGACCAGUGUGCCAAGAGGUUAUAUGCAGCAACCGACGAGAAAAUGACGUGGAUUAUUGGGAUGUUUACCGUUGGCAACGAAUCACAUUGGGCGAUACUGUCAGAUACAGGUGUAGACAAAACUACAAGAGCACAGAUGGCUCCUACCGGGCUGUAUGUCACAGAGAUGGGUGGAGACCAAAACCACUUUGUCAAGAAAUAAUAUGUGACAGACUGGAAAUCCCAAACGCAGAUAUUUCCUACUCUAACAAAAUGAAAUACAAAAACAAUGAACGGGUCAACUAUGUCUGCAACGAAGGUUACACGGGAAAUCCCACACGAACCUGUGGGGAAAAUGGUUGGGUUGGCAAUUCACAAUGCACAGAGAUAACAUGUGACAGACGAUAUUUUGAGAAUGCAGACAUUGAGGGAGAGAGUCAGCUGACGUACAGAUACAAGGACCAGGUCGAGUACGUCUGCAAGGGUGGCUUUGUGGGACGUUUUAAUCUAACCUGUGGGAAAGACGGCUGGACCAAGAGCUCACAAUGUAUAAGUAUACAAUGUGAAAAACUUGACAUCAAGAAUGCACACAUUAUCCGCAACGACAAGCAAAAGUACGCACACCUGGAACGAGUCUCCUAUGCUUGCCAAAAUGAUAGGGACGAGCGUUUCACUAUUAUUUGUAAAGAAGGUGUUUGGACUGGGAUUCAGAGUUGUACAGCAUGUCCAAAAGCUGAAGUUCCAAAUGGAUUCAUAGUUGGCCCAUACAACAGCAGCACACUGUACUACUCCUGCAAUCAAGGUUACAAGCCUUACAACAAAGGCUGGUGGAGUCAGGCCACGUGUAAAGACAGAGUGUGGGCUGGACUUGAACAGUGCAUUGACGAAAGAGCAUGUGGAGGAAUUCCUGUGAUUCCUAACGGGAAUAUGCCACGUCAGCAUUAUCUUUAUCAACAUAGUGAAAGCGUCCAGAUUACCUGUAAGGAAGGAUUCCAGGCUCAGAUUGACAGGUUAAUUUGUCAGGAGGGAAAAUGGAAUGCAAACGGAUUAGCCUUCAAAACAAUCUGUAGACCUCUUGCCAGUAACUGCAAAGCCCCACCUAGAGUGGCAAAUGCAGUUGUUGUGGGUGCAUAUAAGAAGCAGUACUUGUCUGACUCUGAAGUAAUUUAUCAGUGUCGUGAUAACUACACAAUGGAGGGAGAGAGCAGACUUCGAUGCAAAGAUGGGGAAUGGGAGGAGGUGAACAUUACCUGCCACGUAACUUGUCCGGCGCUCCCAGACGUUCCUCACGCCUACGUGUCAGAGGAGACCAAAAAAUCAGAGUACCGAGAAGGACAUGUGAUACAUUUCAAUUGUGAAACUGGUUAUGUAUCAGGUCCAACUAUCAGAUAUGUAUGUACAAGUCUUGGCUGGGAGGGAAUCCGCACGGGGAAGUGCUUCUUAAAACCAUGUCAACUUCCUGAGGAUACUCCCAAUGGAUAUUAUCAAAUUAUCCGCGGACAAGACUUUGUUUUUGGAGCAGUUAUCAGAUACUUUUGUAAUGAAGGGUAUCAAAUGGUGAGUAAGGAUGACACCAGGACUUGUUUGCUGAACAAAUGGACCAAUCACGUGCCAAUAUGCGAUCCUUUCAGCUGUGACCCUCCACCUGCAGAUGAAAAGUUAACAGUGAGAGGUUUAACAGACAAUGAUGAGCCCAUACUUCCUGACCGUUUCCUCACAUUCAGCUGCGAAGAGCCUGGGACAUAUCUGAAUGGCAGCUCAAGACUGAUAUGUGGUAAAGAUGGACAGUGGGAUAAUCCUUUCCCCUCUUGUGAAGAAAUCACUUGUAAAGUCGGCAUGGUGCAUCCUUAUCUUGAUAUAAUUGGAUUGCCAGCAAAUGAAAAAGUGAAGACUGGACAUAGAUUGCAGUUUCAGUGCAGUCAUGAGUAUGUACUGCAAGGGUCUCAAGAACUUGAAUGCUUACCAACUGGGCAGUGGAAUGCACCGUUCCCAACUUGUUCUGAUAAAUGCAGAGUCCCACAACUACCAUACAAUGUAUUCCUCCGCACACAUGUACCAAACGGCCAACUAAGCAAAGGACAAAAGUUAAGGUUUGACUGCCGUCUGCGUGGACACUAUCUUCACGGGAAUGAAGAGGUUGAAUGUUUAGCAGGCGGACGGUGGAGUAGUCCCUUCCCAACAUGCGGAGCUCCUGCGAACUGUGGGAGACCACCAUACCUUCCUGAUGGAGAUAUUGAGGGUACUUCUAAAUUCGAAUACGCACAUGGCGAAAGCGUUAAAUACAUCUGUCAAAAUCUCUACGAGAUGGCUGGUGUGCCUUACAAAAUCUGCCACAAUGGUCAAUGGACUGGAGAGAUGAGAUGCCUCAAACCCUGCACUGUGAAUGAAGAACUCAUGAGAAAUCAUAAUAUUGAAUUCAAGUAUAGUGAUGAGGCUAAGCUGUAUGCACCCCAUAAUGAUCAACUGCAGUUCCGGUGUGUUGGAAGAACAAGACACGACGGCAGAGUGAGCAUGGCUCAGAAAUGUCUCGAUGGUGUGAUUAACCUGCCCACUUGCCAUUAAAGUUAUUUGUCAACCUGCUGUGAUAAACAUGCAAAUGAUCAAUCAAAAUAAAAAAAAUUGGACCAGUUACAAUA